AUUUUAUGCCUAUACAUUACUACAUUAAGGAGUACGUAAAAAUAAGCACCUUCCAUUCCACAUCAGUCUAAGAAACCCGUUAUCACUAACCUAUUCAUGUUAUUAUUACUUGCUAACAUGUUUUCGUUAAGACUCCCUAUUCCAUUAGAGAAAACUUUAAUAACUUCUUUGCCAAAGACAUCAACUACUUAUUCCGCUUAUAGCGGGAUGACUAGGUUUCAAGUUUGUCACCGAUAUUUGUCUAACUCUAUUACAAAACGAGGUACUAGUGUUGUAGCUUUUCAAGAUGAGGCGGGCGGGGAAAUUUUUGUGGAUGCUUUUCAAGAUGAGGCGGACGGGGAAAUUUUUGUGGAUGAAGAUUUUUUAGAAGUGGAUCCAUUGCCGGUAGAGUUGCAGCCGGAGCUGAUGCCGAAGCAUGUGGCAGUGAUUAUGGACGGGAAUGGGAGAUGGGCGAAGAUGAAAGGAUUGCCAACGUCCGCGGGCCAUGUAGCCGGAACACAAUCAUUCAAAAGGAUAGUGAAGUUGUGUUAUGGUUGGGGAAUAAAGGUUCUCACUGUUUUCGCAUUCUCUAUGGAUAAUUGGAUUCGGCCCAAGGUGGAAACUGAAUUCUUGUUGAACCUUUUUGAAAGAUCAAUACUUUCGCAAGUUGAAGAAUGCAAGAGGAAAGGUAUUCAAAUAUCUGUAAUUGGAGAUACAUCAAAACUCCCCAAGUCUUUGAAAAGUAUGAUAGCUAAUGCUGAGGAAACUACAAAGGAGAAUCCAAAAUUCCAACUUAUUUUGGCAGUAAGCUAUAGUGGAAAAUAUGAUGUAGUCCAAGCAUGUAAAAGUGUAGCCAAGAAAGUGCAAGAUGGGCUUCUCCAUUUGGAAGAAAUAAAUGAAAACAUAAUUGAAAAGGAACUUGAAACUAAUUGUACUGAGUUUCCUUAUCCUGAUUUACUAAUACGGACCAGUGGAGAACUUAGAGUUAGUAAUUUCUUAUUAUGGCAAUUGGCAUAUACAGAAUUUUUCUUUAAUCAAAAACUUUGGCCUGAUUUUGGGAAGGAUGAAUUUGUAGAGGCUUUAAGUUCAUUUCAAAAUCGACAGAGACGCUAUGGUGGACGACAUUAGUUAAUUCACAACCUAUAUCCUCCUAUAUGGUGGUGGGGGUGAUAUGUUCUAAUGACAAAUUUACAAAUAUUUAAAGCACAAGUUCUUCUUCUCAAACAGCGGUCGUCCCUCUCCUAAACCCUAGUUUAUUCUUUUUGUUCAUCCACCAAGGAUUUGGUUUAUUCAGAUGAUACUAAAACUUUUUCUUGGUUUUGGUUUAGGGGUCGUUUUGGCCGUAAGUCAUCUUUUUCUGAAUGGUGAUUAGAUCCCAUUGUAUGUCUUCAAAACAUACUAUAAUUUGCUUUAUAUUGUAAGUGAUUGAGUACCCCUUUGUAUUCCUUUAUAAUAUAUUGUUUGCUUAUAAAAAAAAAAAAAUCCACCAAGGAUUUCAUCCUAAAAUCACCCCUCUAAAUUGCUUUUCUUUUUCUUUUCAUUUAAAUAAGUGAUUAUUCACAUAGAUUUGCUUCUUUGUUUUUUGCUUUUUAAGUUUGUGAUCGUUUUGUGCGGCGUUUGUUUGUGGUCGUCUUGUGCGGCGUUGUGUUUAUCGUCGUUUUGUGCGGCGUUUGUUGAUUUUUUAUUUUAGUACGGUGUUUCGUGGAUUCAAAUUGACAUAUCUACAUCAACUCAUUACAUAUCUGAUGAAGACUUGGACGCCAACGUUUCAGAUUCGGGAGUAUGAAUAUUCCGGAUACUUUUAUUUUGUCAUAUUUGUAGACACUUUCAUGAUGCAGUUGUAUGCUAUUAAGGUGCUGCAAGUUUGUUUGGAGAUUUACCUUUUUUCAGUUUUUAGCAAUCUUAAUUUUGUAAUGAUCUAUUGUAAAAAAAAAUAUCUAAAGCACAAGAAUUCUUAUAUAUUGUAUACUUCUGGAUAAUAUAUAUAAAUUUUUUUAGAUUUGCUUGUUAAUAUUUGAUAUGUGAUUUUUUUUUAUUUAGUAAGUA
Trifolium pratense (red clover) is the source of this 2025-nucleotide messenger RNA. RefSeq names its product dehydrodolichyl diphosphate synthase 2-like. The transcript is spliced from 3 exons. NCBI's taxonomy places the organism in Eukaryota, Viridiplantae, Streptophyta, Magnoliopsida, Fabales, Fabaceae. The coding region runs from base 97 to 1107 and encodes 336 amino acids. Gene Ontology annotation, biological process: response to cold; plastid membrane organization; polyprenol biosynthetic process. The record is from RefSeq and is a predicted model, not a curated record. Gene Ontology annotation, cellular component: chloroplast stroma.